Molecule: messenger RNA, 327 nt
Organism: Paracoccidioides brasiliensis Pb18
Exons: 2
Coding region: 1-327 (108 amino acids)
Source: RefSeq, a predicted model, not a curated record
AUGUCUCGAUACGCCGCAGCUCACGCUAACCCGCAAGAGAUCCCUGACUUCACGUCCAAGAUGAGGGCAUGGAGCACAAACUGGAAGGAAAGAGGGGGCGACGCUGUACCUAACAGCCGGGGACUUGGAAAAAGCCAAAACCGCCCCUCAGGGAAGAAGUUCAGCCAGACAGGAUGCACCCUGGUCCAGAUGGAUCAGGCUUCCCUAGAGAGCGUCCGGAAUGCAGCGAUGGAAAUAUUGGAAAAGACAGACAAAGUUAAUAUUCUCAUCAACAACGCCGGCGUAAUGGCCCCUGCCGGAUCUCCUGCUCACAACCGACGGCUAUGA